This is a messenger RNA of Drosophila albomicans, 2113 nucleotides long. RefSeq names its product choline/ethanolamine kinase. NCBI's taxonomy places the organism in Eukaryota, Metazoa, Arthropoda, Insecta, Diptera, Drosophilidae. Bases 116 to 1708 code for a protein of 530 amino acids. Gene Ontology annotation, cellular component: cytoplasm. Gene Ontology annotation, molecular function: choline kinase activity; ethanolamine kinase activity. Gene Ontology annotation, biological process: phosphatidylethanolamine biosynthetic process; CDP-choline pathway. The transcript has 9 exons. The record is from RefSeq and is a predicted model, not a curated record.
AGACUAAAGUUCGAUCACAUAUAUUAAUCAACUUAUUCCUGUACAUCAAUUUCUCACACUUGCUGAUGAGGAGGACUAAGACAAAUAGAAACUACACUCAUCGUUAAAAUACUAUAUGCAAAAUAUGUUUUAUGAUUUGCAAUCGGCCACACUUGAAGAAAUUCGACAAGCCUUUUCUCGAAUUUGUCGUGACUAUCUCACCGGACGCUGGAAGGUGGCAACCCCAGAGCAACUCGUGGUAAAACGGAUUAGUGGCGGUUUAUCCAAUUUUCUGUAUUAUGUAAGUCUCCCAGACUUAGACGACUUAGAUCAGCAGGAAGUGUUAAAGAUAGAGCAAGAGCAAAAAAAUAAGCAAGGUAAUAAUAUCAUUAGCAACCAAGUCAAAGUUACAAUCCCAUUUGCUAAGAAUAACAAUAUAUACACUGAAUCCAAUGAGACAAAAGAAGUUGCUGUGGAGUCGCCAGAAUCUUUAAUUCUGGACAUUGUUUCUGGUGGUGAUGGCGAUAUUAAUGCUGAUGAUGAUGACGAUACAGCUCAGAGGGCAAACCCGGCAAAUAAACGACGACGUUUUGAUAGUGACUGUGGGGAUUCAACUUUCUUAAAACGUUUACACACCGCAAAGCAAGAACCUCGGGAGGUUUUGCUGCGGAUCUAUGGACAAACUCAUGGCGAUCAUGCUUUGGAAAGUAUGAUUACUGAAUCGGUUGUAUUUACAUUGUUAAGUGAACGCAACUUUGGACCUAAGCUCUACGGCAUUUUUCCUGGAGGACGCAUUGAGCAAUAUAUACCGGCACGUUCCUUAACAACUAUGGAAAUGAGUAAUGCGGAGAUUUCAAUGAAGAUAGCAGAAAAAAUGGGUGAAAUUCAUAGUCUAAAUAUACCUAUGUCGAAGGAACCGGAUUGGAUCUGGAAUUGUAUGAACCGUUGGCUGACAAGUGUUGAUAGUAUUAUCAAAGGAAAGAUUGAAUCUAAGCCUAAUUCGACCGUACUUCAAAAGCAACGCGAGUUAAUGGGUACUAUUGACUAUGUUAAGGAAAUGGCAUGGCUGCGAUCGGUGAUUGAUGCUGGUGCCUAUCCCGUUGUCUUCUGUCACAAUGAUCUACAGGAGGGAAACAUAUUACUUCGUGAAACGAAUAGAACACGCGAUACGCGGACUCCUCUGGAAUCAAUUAGUAUUUUAAGAUCUAAUUUUAAUGAAACACUGGGUUAUAGUUCGGAUGGAAACAACCAUUUAGAGUCAAUGCAAAACCCCUCGUCUUGUGAUGAGCUCGAUACUACAGACGACUCAGCCAGUAUUAAAUCCGAGCACGAGCCGGAUCUAAUCAUCAUUGACUUUGAAUAUUGCGCCUAUAAUUAUAGAGGGUUUGAUUUGGCUAAUCAUUUCAUUGAAUGGACCUUCGACUAUACCAAUCCCCAAUUUCCAUAUUUUUAUCACAUUCAGCAGCAAUAUUCUACGGCUGCACAACGUCGUGAUUUUAUUUACACCUAUCUGAGGAAAUUUCACGAGGAUGAACUAUAUGAACCUACAACAUCAGAUCUUAAUAUGAUCGAAACAGAGAUACAACUCUUUACCAUGCUCUCACAUUUGUUCUGGAGCCUUUGGUCCGUGGUGAAUGUGACCUCUGCCAUUCAAUUCGGUUAUUGGGAAUAUGGCAUUGCGCGAAUUCUAGAGUAUCAGCAGCUGAAGACCAACUUUUUGGCCAAGUGAUUUGAAUACAUCCAUGCUGUUACUUUAAAAUAUUUUAAAACAUGGAAUAACUGGAACUAUGUAUAUAUAACGAAAUUGAAUUUAAAGGUACUGAUGUGACCUUUUUUAAUUAUCCAGUUGAAGUUGGUUAUUGUUGUAAAGAAUUAGUUGAAUUAACUCCAUUAAUAAUUAUAUCUAUAUAGGAAGAAGGAGAAAGUUAAUUUCAUAUAAUAAUACAUGUGAAUAAUAUUACCAGUAAUUUUAUAUUAAUAAUGCUGAAAGGAAAGUCAAAAUUACAAUUGUAUCUGUGAUUUUGCUGGAGAUAAGCAGAGAACAUAUUAGUUUAAUAUGAUUAUGCAUAAUAAGCUAAGAAUAAUAAUAAUGUCAAGAAAAAUAAAAACAAAACGUAGAAUUAUUUUAACCAAA